AUGACUGAAAUGAAUGAAACAGCCGAUUUUCAAGAAUCUACCAAGAAAGACAAAGAAAACAAAAUUUACGAGUUUGAUGACCUUUUAAGGCUGACUGGAGGAUUUGGCCGUUAUCAGGUCGCUUUAUACGCCUUCCUCUGUCUGAUCUCCAUUCCUACCGGAGCACAACUUCUGAUUCAGGUCUUCUACGCUGCCUCGCCGCGUUUCUCUUGUGUUUCCGCGCCUAAAAAUGAGACUUGCGAUCCUGGAAAAUGCUGCCCAAGUUGCCAAAAGUACGAUUUUCAAGGUCCAUUUACUAGCACUGUCUCCGAGGUAUAUAAUUUAUAAUGAGUAAAUUCGUUGUUUAUUUGAUAAGUGUUCAUCGCAAAGGUAGUCUGACACAUUGAUAAACAGCAUGUUUAACCAAAAUAAUGUGCAUUUAUUCCACCAAUUUGUUGAAAUACCCCUAGUGCGGCAUUGGGAAUGUGUUCAGUGAUUACACGAUAUAGUGGACCCCUUUUAAAAGCUUCGGAAGUGACGAAUGUUCGAUCAAAGUCUCCAAUGUUGUGAUGUUCAAUUUGGCGGUUGUCACGCAAACUCGAGUGACGAUCUAAACUGCACUAAGACGGACACACUUCUAUGUUUUUACUCAAAGGUGACCUUUGAAAGGGAAACUUAGUAGUAAAAGUUAACACUUAUUUUUCAGUGGCAUCUUCUCUGUGACCGGAGGCAUCUCAAAGCAAUGACUCAAGCUGUGUAUAUGGCAGGCUUGCUGGUUGGCGCCAUUGCAUUUAGCAGCAUUUCUGAUCACUUCGGAAGGAAAAUCUCAUUCUUCAUGAGCAUUGGAUUUCUGGUAAGCAUUUUUUUUCCCUUUAUAGUGAUACUUAGCCUGCUUAGCACUCUCGCCAUCGUUCUAAGUUUCUCGACGAACUCGUGAGGACAAGAGCAAAAGGUACGAGAUUAAUUUUCAUAAGAAACUAUUACCACCACAAAGACAGAGGAGUGUAAGGUUCCAUACGUUUUAUAUAGACUGUAAUUAUCAAAAAGGGGUUUAAAUACAGUUCGAACGUAAAAGAAAUAUUUCACUUAUUCAUUGAAGGUUAACAGUGUCCGUGUUUUGUGGAUUAUUUAUUGUUAUGCGGGGAAGGGGGGAAGGGGCCCGCCUUAUUUGGUUGGGGCUUAGCUUUAUAAAGAUGCUGGGAUGAAUUAAAGGUUAUGAAAACCAUCAUCUAAGUAGCCUGUCUGCGUGUAGCAGAUAUAGUGAAUUUCAAAAGAGGAGAAACUUUCUUGUAUAUCAUAUAAAGCGCGUGAUGGCAAUACAAGGUCAGAAUAAUCUUGCAAAGUUUUCAGAUGGAACACUGCCCGAAUGUUAUAUUAUCCUGUGACACUGACUGGCGCGUUUUCAUUAAUUUUCUUUUGCUAUGCUCCACCUUCUUGGUGGAACUUAAGGUUUUUCUUAGUAAGACUUUGGCCUCAUCAUAAAAAACGACUUCCUCAAAAACGUUAACAAUUCUUUAGACAACGAUAAAAACGUCAGCUUUUACUUAUGCUUUUCUUGAACGAGAGAACCAAACUCUUGACGACGAAAACGGCAGACGGGAAAAAUGUCUGGAAAAUUGACGACGUGGUCAUUUCUGUCGUUUUCCGUAAACGUGGAGAACGAUCUUUCUUUAAUCAUAGCGGAGUAAGUUAACUGAGCCGACUGUCAGUUAUAUGAAUAAUAUUUGCUUGGCUCUCCUGUUCUUGCUCGACAGGCGACCUUUGCAGUGGCUUCUGCUGUUGCGGACUGCCUAUCGCUUUUUUCACUCUUGCGUUUUUUCGCUGGUGCUGGUACCAUUGGCUGUUUAUUGGUCAGAUUUGUUUACUGCGCGGAAAUGGUUGUUACUGUCCAUCGAUCGUUCGUUGGAAUGAUAAACAUGUUGUUUCUCAGCGUUGGAGGAUGUGUUCUCGCCUUACUUGCUUACUUGAUCCCAAAUUGGCGACACCUCAUGUUAGCUGUCUCGUUACCAAGCUUUUUGCCACUCGUCGUUUGGUGGUGAGUGAUUCAUUUCCUUUAGUAAAGAAUAGCUGAACCAUAUUUCCCUAUUAUCUAGGCAGCGCUUAAGGUGGCUGAACACAGUUUUGCGGGCGGUCAGCGGUAGCGCGUGUUUUGAAUUAGACAACAAACAUGGCGGCGAAAAAAGCAAUAGUACACAGAAGAUGAUUUCUCAAAAUCUACUCAUUAAAAUUUUGUGAUAUUUGGCAGAAUUUUUACUUUUAUCGUAUUUUAAAUAAUGAGAACUUUAAAAUGGAAGUUGAACAGACGAAUUUUGUGACGCAUUUAAUAAUUACAGUACAAUUAUAUUAUUAUUUAUCUAAAAACCCCUCUGUUAAAAUUUGGUGAAAUAAGUUUCAAAUGGUAAUGAUUAAUUAUAGUAAGCUGUGUGCAAGUUUAUAAGAAAAUCUAAUGAGCGAAUUUUAUGUAAACUGAGCAAAAGUGAAAUUUUAAGGUUGUAUUCAAUCGUUCAUGUUCCCAUGGAAACUACAAAAACGUCAAAUUUUACCUGUCAGUCAAAAUCUUUCAUCAGUAUAUUUUUCACCUGCCAAGUUUCAGCUUGUGAGCUGCAACCUUUCUCUUGCCAUAAUUUGGUAAAUGACCUUUACUCAGAAACUGCCAAAACUGUGUUCAGCCACCUUAAUUAGCUUGCCACAUGUUCAAACACUAAGAGAGAAUUUCCUGCCCACCUUAGAAGCGUAAACUAGCUCUCAUUUGCCAUUCCUAAGUUGCCCAGAGACCAGGAUCGAUUUUCAGUGUGAGUCUAUUCGCAGGAACGAGCGGAUGGUAGCAACAUCGAGUAAAUGUCACAAAGGUAACUCAGGGAAGGAACAUUUAAGGUGACGAGCAAAAAUCAUGAUUGACCGCGAAAACUUAAGGAAGCAGUUUGGCAAACGCUUAAAAAAACUCGCUCGUGUUAAGAAACAAAUCCGAAAGUUUUCUGUUCCAUUAUCAUGAUUAUAACUUAAAUUAGCCUGUUCCAGGCGUUCAGAUAGUGGGGAGCGGUGCGAAGUAAAAGAAGCGCGCAAAAAUAAAAGCGAGGGAGGGGGAGAGUGAGAGAGGCUACGAUUUAUGUUGUGGUGGGUAUCAUAUAUCACAAGAUAAAGAAAGGGACUGCCCUUAGAAGCAAUAACAAGCAAAUAACCGAGAUAAAAAUGAAAAAAAAAAAACAUUUACGUUUAGCCUGUUCCAAGCGUUCAGAUAGCUUCCCUCUCCCCCUCCCUCGCUUUUAUUUUUUCGCGCUUCUUUUACUUCGCACCGCUCCCCACUAUCUGAACGCCUGGAACAGGCUACAUAAAUCGAAAUACUGAAGACUAACUACUUACUUACAUCUUACUUUAAUUGUAUAACCCACUUUCCCCCCAUUGGAAUUAGUAUAAAACAAAAUGACUUUCUUUUGGCAUGCGGAAAUUCCUUGUUUUCAGGUGGAUUCCUCGCUCUCCCCGUUGGCUUAUUGCUAACAACCACUUAGAAGAAGCGAACGAGGUGUUACUUAAAUACGCUAAGUACAAUCACGUGACUGUGGACUCUAAGCAUCUCAAACACGUCAUACAGGAGGUUAGGAAGAACGACGCAAGAAAGUCUGUUCACGAGAAGUACGGAAUUCUUGACACCAUGAAAACACCCAAGUUACGGAAGCGAAGUUUGAUCAUGUUCCUUAACUGGUAAGAAUUAAACGCUUACUCGGUCUUACUCCUCUACCCCGGCUGAACCUUCAAGUUACUGGAUACCUUGAGAGGUGUCUCACGCGCAAGCUAUGUAGCGCGUUCCGUUUCAAAUGCAGGUACCUAAAACCUAUAUCAAAUUAAAGCUUAUUUAAUGGCUUUCUUAAUAAUCCAACAGUUUUUUGAAAAAUUGUACUGUCAAUCUUGUUUAGGAUUUUUUAAUGCGAGCGAUCGAAUCAGCUUUCGAAAGCUAAAACUCAAAGGACUGUUUAUUUGUCACUGAUUUGAUUUGUUAAUUCAAGUGUUUGGGUAGUCAAAGCCCUAAAAAUGCGUGUCGCGGUUUUCCCAUUUUCGAAAGUUACCAAUUGAAAAUAACGUUAAAAAAGAAGUUGGCUGAUCGUACAAAAAUGCCUGUCAACAAAAAACGUUUAUGAGAUAAAAAAUUCCCCGACAUGUUUUUGUUGCUUACACAUUAAAAUAACAUUACCCCAAAUUCUAAGUCAAUCGAUCAAGUUCCCUCGAAGUUAUAGCUUCUUCAAGUGUCCCCUCUAAACAAAAAAUAUUAGUCGACAAAAAGGCGAUUAAAAACAAUCCCUCGCUUAUUAAACCUUCUCCGCCCACAAAUACUUCUCAGGAAUCUGGCACAAUAAGCGCUUGUAUAAGAUUACUUCCGUUCGAUUUUUGCGCUCUCUUUUCAUUUUCAAACAACUCCACUUUUCGACUUCCACUGGGAUCAAUAGUGAGAUCACUUUUUUUCGCAAAGCUGUGGAAAUGAAAGACCACAAAUGCAGCCUCCGCUCGGUCGAAAACCAAACUGGCCGGUAGAAGGUUCGGCGACUUCCACUGAGCCGACUAUUGACAUAGAGAGAGAGUGAUGAUUUAACAGCGAUGGGACUACUCUGAGUAGACAUGAAGCACUCCACUCAGCUAUAUUAGAACGAAUGGUCGAAACGAUCUUUUUCUUGGGCUGUUAUUGUCAAUUGCCUAUCGAAAUUUGUUUGAGAAAUUUCAUUCCCUUCCUUCUAUGAUAUUCGUUUUAAGAAUCAUGCAGUCUUAAAUUAUGGUUAUCUGCAACGGGUUGCCUUCUUAAUUACUAUUUUAUUUUCACUUUUUUAGCUUAAGGAAGUGGGACUUGAAAAAUGCUGAAUAUGUUCCCGAAUUUUUAAAGACCCUUUCUGCUAUUUUGAUUCAAUUUUCCGCCUGCUGGAACCGAUGGGUUCAUUGAACUCCAGGUUGGAUUCCCACUCCUCAGACCAGUCUUUCGAAUCCUUGGAAAUAAGAUCCUUUAUCAGACUAAUCUGACGCGGAAAGGCCAACUGUCUGGUCAUCGUUCAUUGAGAUUCCCUUUCGCCCUUCACUUUGUGCGCUAUUUUGAACUUGUCCAUGGACAUUUUAGUUAUUACUACUUUUACUUCCAUCUGAAGGUAUCCACUAACCUCAAAAAGGUCAUUCUUGAAGUCAUUUGUUGUAAGCUAAUAGAAACAGAACCACCCAACGCUCGUUUAGGCCCAAAUCGCCGCCAGCGUAAAAAUGUUCUGUCCCGGCCUAUCCUCAGCUCAGAAACAGACGUUAUUAUACAAAAAAGUGUACUAAUUUAGCUAUUUUUCCCUUUCAGGAUAGCCAACGCCUUGAUUUUCUAUGGACUGAACUACAAUGUUAGGAAUCUGGCGGGGAAUAUGUAUCUUAAUUUCUUUAUACUGCUUGUGGUUGACUUCCCAUCUAUUGCUGUAUGUUGCUAUUGCUUGCAAAGGUGCGAAACAGCUAUCACCAAAUUGCCUGUUAGAAUAAUAAAGUAGCCAUAAGUUGAAAGGAAAAUCACCCGACGUUUGUGUUAAGAUGAGCCGUGCAUUGCAAUGAUUUGAGAUGUGAGAAAGGCUAAUAAAAGAACGUUGUUUAAAAAUCGAAGCUAUUGUUUUACAGUUCAUUAAAGUAUUGCCGAACGUUGAUGUUGGUCGAUUGAAACUGCUAAGUUUAGCCANCUUAAUUUCUUUAUACUGCUUGUGGUUGACUUCCCAUCUAUUGCUGUAUGUUGCUAUUGCUUGCAAAGGUGCGAAACAGCUAUCACCAAAUUGCCUGUUAGAAUAAUAAAGUAGCCAUAAGUUGAAAGGAAAAUCACCCGACGUUUGUGUUAAGAUGAGCCGUGCAUUGCAAUGAUUUGAGAUGUGAGAAAGGCUAAUAAAAGAACGUUGUUUAAAAAUCGAAGCUAUUGUUUUACAGUUCAUUAAAGUAUUGCCGAACGUUGAUGUUGGUCGAUUGAAACUGCUAAGUUUAGCCACAAUCGGCGACAAAAUUGUUGAGACACUUUCCUUAAAUGGGGUACUUCGGAAAAUAAAAGAAUCUCAGUGUACCCUUCCCUUCUCCCUUCUAUUCAAAUUUGGGGAGUUUGUUGUUUUUUACAGGUAGGUCCACGGCGGCACAAAUACUUUGAGGGGGUAGCAAGAUGGACAGAAAAAGGUGCAAAAGAGACACGGGGCCGAAUUUGUUUUAGAGCAUACACUGAAGUUUCGUUUGUGUGCCUCACGAAAAAUGUAUGUCUAAGAAGGCUAGCCAUUAGAAUAAAAACCUACUUUUCCUGAUAUUGUUUUAGACUUUUUUACACGUCUACUACUCUGGGACAGGAAACCCGUGCGAGAGGCCCCUCUUAAACUCUAAAGUGGCGCACACUAUAUGGGUGUCUGCCUCUCCUUACACUAUCCGUCACAUCUCCUUAAAUCAAGUUGUAGAGUGUGUUAUUUUGUUGUAAUUUUAAUUUCUAUUGGGCAGAUUUGGUCGCCGUUUGACUUACUCCUCCUACAUGACAUUUUGUGGUGUGGCCUGUCUUUUGGCUUUGGCAAUGCCGAGCAGUGAUGGUGAGAUGAUACAUAGUCUGAUUAGUUAAUGAUAAUAGUUAUCGUUGUCCGAUUGCAGUCGACUCUCUCCUAUCGUAAAGGUACUUCUAGAGUUAAUCACUACAUGAAUUAAUUCGUCUUUCACUUGAGCCUUUGCUUUCUUCACAGCUUUGAGCAUUACCUUGGGUACGUUUCAUUGAUCUCCUAUAGAAUGAAUGUUUUACAAAUUCUUAUAUCACUGUAGAAGGGAUUGUAAAUUGUCUGGGGAGCCGUAGGGAUUUUUAUUCCUUACCAUCAUCAUCAUCAUCAUCAUCAUCAUCAUCAUUAUUAUUAUUGUUGUUGUUGUUGUUAUUGUUAACAUUAUCACUAUUAUUAUCAUCAUGAUCAUUAGAAUGAUCUUGAGUUUAUAUUUUCAGAAUACCAAGUCGCCGUUGUCAUUUUCGUGAUGAUUGCAAAGUUCUUCGUAAUUUCUACCUUCAACUCUGUCUAUGUGUACACGGCUGAGCUUUAUCCGACUGUAAUAAGGUAUGGAGUCUCACAGUCUAACAAGCUAGUUCCCUUUCUAAUGAUCGUUUGAAAGUCAAUGUUCCCUUUUUCGCGACCCAUUCGAGUCCUCGCACACUCCAUUUCCCACUUUUCCUUUGCCUUUUGAGCCACGCAGGUUACUUGCGACAUUGAUCUUUGGGAUCAUUAUAUGUUUCUGGAAAACACCACUCCCCUAAGCCAAAGUUUUUGCCAUAAGUGAGAAGUAAGUGUUAAUGUUGGUUUAGGGGAGGGGUAGGUGGGUAGUUUCCCAGAAAGGUACAUUGAUCAGAUCUUUGCCCGUUGGUCUCCCCAUGUAGGUAAUCUAAAUUCCGGAAUCCGGGAAAUUUUGCUCGUGUAAUCUGGAACUCUAUGCUCUGGAAUCCGGAAUCCACUGUGUGGAAUCCAGAAUCUAAGACUGCCUUGGAUUACAUUUUAUGGGGCGAGGCUCGAUUAUUACGUUACAUUUGAGAUAUUGAGAAUAAGAGACGAGCAGGUGUGAAGUUUAUGUUAAUACCACUGGUUUUUGGGACAAAUGGCGGGAAUAAGUGUCAAGUGUUGGGAAACUCUUAUGAGAAGACGAGGAAGCCUACGCCGUGGUAAACCGUAGUUAAGAACACGUUUGCCCCUCUAGAUUUGGAGACCCCUCCACAUGAGCGUUCGGAGCUUAAGAAUACCCUUACCUAACACUAAACUGACUGAAUGCUAACGAAGCCGCAUCUCGCUUUAAAUGUAUAUUCGAAUUCCUAUUUUUCAGGCAAUUUGAUUUUUUUUUUCGCUUUUUCCUAUCUAUGAACGUUGUUCAAAACUAGGUUGUAUUAGCGACUGAUAGUACUUGCAGAUAUUUUUUAUUAGUAUUCACCAAAUCAGUGGAUAGCAAUUUUUGCGCGUUCUGAUUGGCUCCCGUAACUCCCGUGUCCUUGGAUAUUCACUGUUUUGGGACGGGAUUCAAACGGCUUCUCGUUUCGCGACAGUUUCGAAAGACCGCAGUAAAUGAAGCAGCUGAACCAACAAAUACCAAGAAAGAGACAAAAUUUGGCUUGUCGGUGUUUACUGGCCGAUGGAAAAAAAUUUUCUCAUUGAGUUUGCAACAAAAUGAUAAAAAAUGAUCCCCGAAACACUGUCAAUUGAAACGUGCACAAACUCUAACUAAGUGACGUCGUUUAUUUACAGAAAGUUCCUUUUUGAUUUUUCCCAACCGAUUUGGUAAAUUCUAAAACAACUAUCCCCCUCAGGGUCGGUUCAUAGCGCUAGACAUGUACCUCGACGCUUCGCAUCUCAGUAUAUACUCCACUAUUCACCUCCCCUUUGGGGGAUAGUUGUAUAAUAUCCUCUAAGGCGGUUCCGUGUUAUGAUUUUGUCGUUAGUAAUGCUUUUCCUUGAUUAAAACAUUAUUAUUUACGUCUUCAUAGGAACAACGGUGUAGGAUUGUGCUCAAUGAUUGCCCGGAUUGGAGGAAUAGUUUCUCCAUAUGUCGUCCUUCUGGUAAUAAUGUAUUUUCAGUAUUCUCUCUUCUAUAAUAUUUUUCUUUGCCUUAACCAGAUAGCAAUAGUUUUUCAGUGUGUUUUUGUUUAGUGUUCUUAGUUAUUUUCUUCCUUUCCAGGCUGAUCUUCCAAAUUUGAGGAAAACAUUCCCGCUACUUAUAUUUGGUGUUGUGGGCCUGGCUGCCGGUAUUUUGGCGUUUUGGUUACCAGAAACUUUAACAGCACAGAUGCCACAGACCGUGGAGCAAGCAGAGGCUUUGGACGAGGAUUACAACCUUUACUGUUGCAAAAAGCCUCAGGUGCACGGCUCUCGCGGUCGCAAAGAGGUGGCGAAGGAAGGAGAAGAUGUAACUUUAGUAUAGCCUAUGACUGCAUUACAUGACUGGAGAGGCCACGUAAUCAAAGUUUUGUUCAUUUUCAGCACUGCGUGUACUUGAAAGUCGUCUUGGAAAAUGUUACAGAGCUCAAUAAAUUGUUAUUUUUACAGUGAAAUAUACAACACAUUUUUCAAAAAACUUUGUAUAAGAUACUUGGGAGCUUAAACAAGGGCGUUUG
This is a messenger RNA of Porites evermanni, 9067 nucleotides long. The record is from the annotation of a GenBank genome assembly. Lineage: Eukaryota; Metazoa; Cnidaria; Anthozoa; Scleractinia; Poritidae.